Messenger RNA from Corythoichthys intestinalis (scribbled pipefish), 1878 nucleotides. It is a transcript of the gene p2rx3a, whose product is annotated as purinergic receptor P2X, ligand-gated ion channel, 3a. NCBI's taxonomy places the organism in Eukaryota, Metazoa, Chordata, Actinopteri, Syngnathiformes, Syngnathidae. Gene Ontology annotation, cellular component: nuclear inner membrane; plasma membrane. Gene Ontology annotation, molecular function: extracellularly ATP-gated monoatomic cation channel activity; ATP binding; purinergic nucleotide receptor activity. Bases 516 to 1724 code for a protein of 402 amino acids. The transcript has 12 exons. Gene Ontology annotation, biological process: calcium ion transmembrane transport; response to ATP. The record is from RefSeq and is a predicted model, not a curated record.
CAGAAGUAGCAUUGUACGACUAUGAUUUGUGGUCGUAGUUUAUUUCUUGUUUUGUUAAUUUUUCUGACUUUUUUGCGAUUGCUAUUUUGAUACAUACAUAUGUUUACAUCAUUAAUAAUCAUUCCUUUUUCUCUACUGUAAUUAGAUUUUCAUUGUGUUGAUUUUUCACCUUUUUUUUGUCAAAGUUUUUUUUUUCUUAAAUCCUGUGAAUCCUUUUGAAUAAUACAGUAUGUGUGUUGUGCAAAUGCAGACACUGGGACUGGUGGUUUAUGGUGAAUGGAAAAUGAGAAUGAGGAUAAAGAGGGAGGGACACUUUCUUCCACACGCUUGCACAGAAAAAGGGGAGGUCCAGUGAUGGAGUGGCAGAAAACAAAGGACAACCUUCAAUCCCAUCAUAAUAAAUAAAUCUCAGUUGAGCCCGGGUUAGUCUUUAAGGAGAAACUCAACUCAAGUAUAGAAAUUUUCAAAUAUUGAAUUCCCACUAAACACAUCGACUGAUAUCCAGCAUUACUACUAUGGUGUGGGGCUGGGUCUCGGACUUCUUCACCUAUGAGACCACAAAAUCCGUGGUGGUCAAGAGCUGGUCGGUGGGCAUCAUCAACAGGAUUGUGCAAGUCUUGAUCAUCGCAUAUUUUGUUGGCUGGGUGUUCAUCCAUGAGAAAGCCUACCAGGUUUUCGACUCCGGCAUUGAGUCGUCCGUCAUGACAAAGGUCAAGGGAUUCGGCUACCAUCAAAACCGCAUCAUGGAUGUGGCAGACUACGUGUUCCCCCAACAGGGUGCAGCUGUGUUUUGCAUCAUGACUAAACUCAUCAUCACUGAAAAUCAAUUCCAAGGAAAAUGUGGAGAGAAUGGGAAGCGGUACAGCUGCAUGAACGACACCGACUGUGACCAACACAUUGGUUCCAUCCUUACAAAUGGAAGAAUUACAGGUGUGUGCCAUCACAGCGGUCAGUGCGAGGUCGAGGGAUGGUGUCCAGCCGAGAACGACAGAGUCAUCGUAGAUCCAAUGGUGGAUGUGCAAAACUUCACAAUCUUCAUCAAGAAUAGCAUCCGCUUUCCUCUCUUCAAUGUCACCAGAGGAAACUUUCCUUCCAAGAUGACGUCUAACGAAAUAAAGAGGUGUAAAUACCAUCCCCAAACAAACCCUUUCUGUCCCAUCUUUGGUGUGGGUGACAUACUGGAGUACACAGGACAGAAUGUUUCUGCCCUAGCAAAAAAGGGUGGUGAAAUUGGAAUAAACAUUGAAUGGAAGUGUAAUCUAGACAUGAACAUUGAGUAUUGCGUCCCCGAGUACUCUUUCACCCGACUCGAUGCACCUUUUGCCAAGAACCGCGUCUCAGAGGGAUUCAACUUCAGAUUUGCCAAAUAUUAUAAGACACCGAACGGUACUGAAUACCGGACGCUGCACAAGGCUUUUGCCAUCCGCUUUGAUGUCAUGGUAACUGGCCAAGCAGGAAAGUUUAACACAAUCCCAACUCUGAUCAACCUGGUCGCUGCCUUCACUUCCAUUGGACUUGGUACCGUCCUUUGUGAUCUCAUUCUACUGAACUUCCUAAAAGGAGCGAAGCAGUACAAAGCCAAGAAAUUUGAAGAGGUGUCGGAGGCUCAGAUAGAGGCGAGCCUCAUUCCGAGCCCCAGUAGCCAGAUGUCAAUUAAAGAAGGUAUGAAGAGCUCCUGCGAUUCUGGAGCGCUUUCGCUGGCCACUGCUGACCAGCCUGUGUGACACCCUACUUAAUGAACAGAACAUCUUGCUUUUCCCUCAAAGCCUAUGGAUCCUGCACUUUUUGUUCAACACGCUUAAGGAAUUGUAUAAAAAUGGACUGCACUGCAGAGCAACUUCCUGGAGUACUGGUAUUUAUGAGCACUCGGUUAGAGCU